Molecule: messenger RNA, 2189 nt
Organism: Labeo rohita (rohu)
Lineage: Eukaryota; Metazoa; Chordata; Actinopteri; Cypriniformes; Cyprinidae
Gene: pus7l
Product: pseudouridine synthase 7 like
Exons: 9
Coding region: 25-2004 (659 amino acids)
Biological process (GO): pseudouridine synthesis
Cellular component (GO): nucleus
Molecular function (GO): RNA binding; pseudouridine synthase activity
Source: RefSeq, a predicted model, not a curated record
ACCACGUGUUACGGAAGAACUGAAAUGACAACAACAGCACGCGGAAUGGAGAGGGACGGUCUCUCCUGCUUCAUAUCAGACCAUGAAGGUUUCCAUGGGACCAUAAAAAACUCACCCCAAGACUUUGUGGUGACUGAGAUAGACAUUAAUGGACAACUUGUUAACGGUCCUAAUGUUCAAGAAGAACAUACAGAAAGAGCUUCUCAACCGAGUCAAGCUAUUAAACGGGAUGGUAAAUUAAAACGAUCCAAACCAGAUGACACUGACAUUUUCAAUCAGGAUUGCUUUGAUCUGAAUAUAAUCCUGGGUCCAGCUGUGAACAAAGAGUUGGAACAUUUCACUAACAAAAUGAGAGUAAAAGCUGGUGAGGAAGAAAAGGUGGAACUGUCAUUGGGUACGUAUCCUGAUAAACACCUGAGAGCUGUUGUCCACAGAGCGGUACGAUACAACUUCCCCUUCCUCCAGACUGUGACCAACCAGUCAGAGAUUCGGGUCCGAGAGGACCCGGACUUUAAAGAGCUUGCUAGUUUAGCCUCUGAAGGAGAAGCUGAGGAGUUCUUCAGGUUUAUUGAUGCAAAAGUACCUGGUUCUGCGUUCACCUUCCUGCCCGAUGACAGCAAAGAACACCGAACUUCAGUUCAUCAUUUUGUUAGCAGGCGGUUUGGGAAGCUUGUUGAAACCAAGAGCUUCACCGACCAGCAGAAGACGUCUAUUACAGUGAGACUGAGAGAGAGAAGCAACCCCAAGAAGAGAACAAUAGCAGAUUGUCAAGAGGAAGAAGAGGAGGUGACGUUAUACACAGCUUUCACACUGAGGAAGGAGAACUUGGAGACUUUAGAGGCCAUCAGCUACAUGGCUGCAGUACUUGGAGUGCUUCCGUCUGAUUUUACCUAUGCGGGAAUCAAAGACAAGCGAGCCAUCACCUACCAGGCCAUGGUUGUAAAAAAGAUCUCUCCAGAGGGGUUGCUGAACAAAGUCUCAGAGUUUGAGAGGAGGGGAAUGCAGAUCUCUCAUGUCCGUUCUGUUUCUGAGCCCCUAAAGCUCGGCAGACUCCAGGGAAAUCACUUUGAUCUUGUCAUCAGAGACCUGAAGCCUCAUGGGAAACGUGCACUUGCAGAGCUGCACCAGCUGGUAAAAGAUGCAGUGGAAAAUGUGAAGAACAGAAGCUUUGUAAAUUACUAUGGUCCCCAGCGGUUUGGAAGUGGAUCAUGUGUCCAAGCAGACCAAGUAGGACUGGCGCUCUUAAAGGAGGAAAUGGAGGCUUCUGUUAAGCUGUUCUUCACCCCAGAGGAUGGUGAUGAUCUCCAGAACAAGGCAAAACGUCAUUUUCUUCUCACUGGGAAUGCCAAAGAGAGCUUGGCCCUCAUGCCAGCUUACAAAGCCAGAGAGCGGCUUAUGCUCCGUGCGCUUCACCGCUACGGCAGCGGACAGGAGGGUUGCAUACGUGGCUGGCUCAGUUUACCCCACAGCAUGAGGGUCUUCUACCUCCACUCGUACUGUAGCAGAGUGUGGAACGAAGCGGCCAAAUACCGGCUCCAGAAACUAGGUUUUAAGCCUGUCCAGGGAGAUCUGGUUUGGGCUGGAUGUGAAAAGGGACUCAAAGACACCACAGAGGAUGUAAACACUCCACAGGUCCAUGUUGUGACCUCUGAGGAGGAGAAGGAUAAAGUAUUUUCAUUAGACCAGGUAAUUCUUCCUAUGCCAGGAAAUAGCAUCAAGUACCCAGAAAACUUGCUUGGCCAGUGGUAUCAAGACCGAUUGGCUCAGGAUGGAUUGGGGUUGUGCCGUUUUAGAGUGACUCCUCUUAAACUCAACGUCCCGGGAUGUUAUCGCCCCUUGCUCGCAAAGCCACAGAACAUUACGUACAGCCUGUGGACCGCAGAGGAGCUACAGGGUCAGUCAGACGAGACUUGUGCACCCAGUCUAUCACUAAGUUUUGACCUGGAUGCAUCCUGCUAUGCUACUGUGUGUCUCGGAGAGAUUAUGAAGUGUAAUCUCUCAUAAUGACAGUGAUUAAAAAUGUUUACAGACUAAAAUGAGGGGCUGUUUUGUGCCAUGUUAUGUAAAUGGCUACCAGGACUUCCUGUCGUAAAGCCUUUGUGCCUUCACUUACGGGAAAAGAAGAGGAUCUUUUGGAUGGGUGGCAUCGAUGAGGAACUCUGGAUGAGUCUUGAAGUUGUAUAUGCAAA